AUGAGCUACACCCAGUUUGCCUUCCCCUGGAUUUCUCUGGAAAGCAAUGCUGGAGAGGUGGCCAUCAAAAGGGUGCCACGGGAGCGCGUCCGGCACUGGGGCGAGCUGCCCGACGGCACCAGCGCACCCCUGGAGAUCGUGCUGCUGGCCAAGGUGUCCACUGGCUUCCCUGGUGUGGUCCAGCUGCUGGAGUGGCUUGAGCUCCCCAACGACGUCUUGAUGGUGCUGGAGCGCCCGGAGCGGUGUCAGGACCUGCAGCGUUUCAUUCGGGCACGGGGCUUCCUGCCCGAGGAGGUGGCGCGGGAGCUGUUCCGCCAGGUGCUGGAGGCCGUGCAGCACUGCACCAGCUGCGGGGUCCUGCAAAGGGACAUCAAACCAGAGAACAUCCUGGUUGACCUGGCCACCGGGCAGGCCAAAUUGAUUGAC
This is a messenger RNA of Haemorhous mexicanus (house finch), 426 nucleotides long. Its product is annotated as serine/threonine-protein kinase pim-1-like. Gene Ontology annotation, biological process: protein autophosphorylation. Gene Ontology annotation, cellular component: cytoplasm. The record is from RefSeq and is a predicted model, not a curated record. The transcript is spliced from 3 exons. Gene Ontology annotation, molecular function: protein serine/threonine kinase activity; ATP binding. The annotation marks the transcript as partial. NCBI's taxonomy places the organism in Eukaryota, Metazoa, Chordata, Aves, Passeriformes, Fringillidae.